Adineta steineri is the source of this 3597-nucleotide messenger RNA. Lineage: Eukaryota; Metazoa; Rotifera; Eurotatoria; Adinetida; Adinetidae. The record is from the annotation of a GenBank genome assembly.
AUGGAUGAACGCGACGGGGUCGAAUAUCCUGAACAACAAUCUCAACAUAGACAAUCAUUAGUGAAGAAGAAUAAGAGUGAAAUAAAACAAGAGAAAAAAAUGUCAAAAACUGAAAGCCGUUUUAAAUCUAAACUUGAAUCUUUAAAAAAACUUCAACAUUCAGCAUCAACAAAUAGUGCUGUUGAAAAAGCACGAGCAUUUUUUCGCUCGUUAGAACUUAAACAUCUAGGUGGAAGUAGUAAUCAUGAACAAUCAUCAUCAUCAACAUCAUCUCGUCGACGUGUUCCUACUACUACUACAACAACAACUACUAAUAACAAUAAUAAUAUUAAUUUAUCUUCAUCUGGAAAAUUUCCUCUUCCUUCUUCAAUGUCUUCAUCAAGUUCAUCGUCAAUUAUUGACGAUAGUCAUAAUACAAUGUCAAUAACGACGACAAAUGAUUCGUCGUUUAAUACAAAAAUUCCUGCUGAUGGUAUUGCAACAGCAAGACUUAUCCGAGUUAUUAAUCCAAAUUAUUCAAAUUCAAAUGAUAUGAUUAUAAAUCGAGUUCUAAAUAAUGAACAAAAUGAUCAUCAGUUACCAGCAUCACAUUUAAAUUUUCAACAUAUAUUAAUGGAUAAAAAUAUUCAAUUACCUAAACAAUAUUAUAAUGAACGAAGUCAAAGUUAUUCUGUAGCAAUGGAAAAACAUCGAGAAAUACAACAACCAAAAUACGAUUCCCGUGCACUUUCGCCUACAGCUGCUAUAAAUGCUAAUAUAAUAUAUUCAAGUCAUAAUUAUCCAAAUACACCACCUUCAAAUCAUUCAAAUGUAAACAAUAGAAAUAUUGCAAAUAACCAAAUGUCAAGUUCAUUAUAUAAUUAUCGACCAUUAGUUUGUCGUCGUGGAGAAUCUCCAUCAUUAAUGUCAUCAUCAUUUCAUGAACAAUCACCACGUGUAGUAGAUUCUGUCAUUCGACCAAUACCUUCAUCAGCAUCAUCAUCAUCAAUGUCAACAUGGACACAAAGUGUUCGUCGUCUUAAUACAGAAUAUACAUCAACAAUAAAUGCUCUUCAACAAGCUAAAGAAUCUUUUCAUGGUCCAACAGAUAAAAUUUCUAAAUAUGCUAAUUUAGUUGCACGUGGAAUUAAUAAUCUUUCAAAUAAUGAAUCAAAAAAAUCCUUAGGUGUAACAUUUUGUUUAACAGCACCAAUAUCUCCAGAUUCUCCUUCAUUAUCACAUACAUUAACAAAUUCAGUUCAACAAAGCAAAACACUUCCAUCAAAUAUGUUUUGUAAACCUAAAAUAGUACGUCCAUUAGAUUUAAAUACAUUUAUUCCAUCAAUACCGUCAUUACCAAAAUUAGAAUCGAUUUCAUCUAAUAUUGAAAGAGAUAAUGAAAUUGAUUCAAUUGCUAAUAUUAUUAAAAAAUUUAAUAAUCUUAAUCCUACAUCAUCUUCAUUAAAAUCUUCGAUGUAUAUGGAUAAUAAUACUGAUUUAUUAUUAUCUCAGUUGAAUAAGGAACAACAAGAAAGUUUACCACAAAUAUUUAUGUUUGAUUCAGUUCAAAAUAAAAAGGAUCAAUCAAAUAUUUCUUCAUUAACAUCAUUAACUGAUAUUAAUCCUUCGUAUUCAAUUUCAACUCCUCGUGUUCAUUUUGAACCAUCAAUAACAACUUAUGAAAUAGAAGAUAUUCCAUAUGAAUCUCCACCAUCAUCUUUAACAACUUCCUCAUCUUCUACCUCUUCAUCAUCAUCAUCACCAUCAUCGUCAGCUUCAGAAGAUACAACUAGUAGUAGUUCAUCAACAUCAACUGAUGAAAAUCAAAUUUAUGAACAUACUGAAUCGGAUAAUAUUAUUCAAGAAGAAACAACAUAUACUAUUGAAACAUUUUAUAAAAGUUCAAAUAAUCAUAAUAAUCAUAUUAAUAAUAUUAACAAUAAUAACAAUAUUAUUAAUAAUAAUAAUACUAAUAAUAAUAAUAAAGUAAAUUCAUCACCAAUUAAUCAACAAGUUGUUGUUAUUCGAGAAAAUACAACGGAAGAACAAUUUAAUUUAGCACGAGAAAAACAUCAUCAUGAUAAAAUAUUAAAUCAUGAAAAACCAACAUCACAACGUACAUAUACAUUGAAUGAAACCGAAGUUCCACCAUUAACAACACCAUUAUUAACUUAUCUAAAUUCAACAUCUAAACAAACAGCACCAACGUCAUCCAUUUCAGAAAAACAACAAAAUCAUCAUCAUUCAAUUGAACCAUCAACACAAAUCACAAACGAUUUUACUUCGUAUGAUUAUCAUGAUGAAGAUGAUGCGACAAUUCAUGAUGUUAUUGCAGUCAAUCCUCAUACACACUCACCACCAUCUCAUUGUUUAAUUAGUAGUUCAUCAUCAACUAGUACAGCAUCAUCGGCUUCAACUGUUCUUCUUAGUAAUAAUAAUAUUAAUAUUCCUGUAGUAAUUUCAGACGUUACGAAAAAAAUAGCAGCUACAAAUGGUAAUCUAGUUAAAACUAAUAAUAAAUCUAUUUCACAACUGCCAAAACGUACAACCAACUUCACCACCGCUACGACAACAACAAUAACAGAAGCGGCUACAGCAACAAUAACAAACGCCCCUCGUUUAAAACAACCAUCAAAAAUCGUUUCACCGCCAAGUAAAUUAAAACCGCCCUCGACAACAAUUACAAAACCAUUAAAAUCGAUGAUUACUAAUAGCACAUCAUCAGUCACAACAACGAUGACCACACCAUCUAUACGAAAGCCAUCAACAAUAACGAAUCAAUCAUCAGUAAUAACGAACAAUACUGUCAACAAAACUACUCAACAACAGUCGUCGUUAUCAACAUUAGCAAUCGGAAAGAAACAGAAUUUAGUAAACGGUACUAAUAUGACUGAAUCACAAACUCCUACAGAUUCUUCAUGUUCGAUUGGCAAAAAUCGUGUACGAUCGAUGGUUAAUCAACUUAAUGCUGCAGUAUCAUCUACUCGUCCAGCUGCUCCAUCGAUCAUAUCUGUUAAACGUACAACACCAACUUGUCCAUCAACAGUUAAUUCUCGUCGACCAGGAUCAACAGAAUCAAUAAUAAACUCAACACCAUCAACUACUAAAACUACAAUAACAUCACCGAAUCGUCCAACACUUCAACGCGCAAUGACAAUUAAUAAUAAUAGUUCAGGAUCACCAUCAACAUCUUCAACAACAAAUAAUAAUAUUCCAUCAGCUUAUAAACGAAAAACUCCACUUAUUCGUUCAACAUCUAAUGUAAAAGAAGGUCUUCUUCGUUGGUGUCAAGUACAAGUUGCUGAUUAUCCUAAUGUAUCAGUAACAAAUCUUUCAUCAUCAUGGUCGGAUGGCCUUGCAUUUUGUGCUUUAACUCACCAUUUUUUUCCUGAUGCAUUUGAUUUCAAUAGUUUAUCAUCAACCAAUCGUAAAGAAAAUUUUGAACUUGCUUUUCGUACUGCGGAAGAACGAGCAGGUAUACCACGAUUACUUGAUGUUUCGGAUAUGCUUAUUAUGGGUAAUACACCUGAUUAUAAAUGUAUAUUUACUUAUCUUAAUUCAUUUUUGGCAAAAGUUAAAGAUAUUCAUCCAAUAACAAAUGGUAUUGAACAUAAUUAA